AGACCCGCCUGACUGCAAAAAUUUGAAUUGGCGUUGAACGACGUCUCCGGUGAGGGGAAAACAAGAAGACCUCCUUUUCUCCCUUACGUGUGGCGCCUUGUCGUUUAGUCCGAGCGGGUCGAUUUGAUGAUUGCAACGUGACAUCUUUUCUCGGAAAUGAGUUUGUUCUCGUGAAAUGAAGUCGACGCGUUUUCGUCACAAACAACCGUCCGACGUUAUUUUGGCCGCGAUGGCUGCCGACCUGCUGCCGGGCGAAGAACUGCCCCAGGACGGCGCUCAUCCCCCGAGUCUCCACGCGGAAGACUUGUCGUCGUCUCAUCCGGAGCACCAAAACGAGGACGGAGUGCCAAUUCGGCGAGCGUACCGCGGAGAUCUGCUGAGCGACGACGGCGCGGAGCUGUGCUUCGAGGAGGUCCGAGCUCAAGACUUCCGCCAGCGCCGACAGAAGCGGCUGGAUGAGAAAAGGCAGAGCCUGCGUGAAGAGAGGACGCAGUUGGAGCUGCAAGUGGCGCAGAUGACUAGUCUGCUCAAGAGGGCCCCGCAUCAGAGCAUCUUGGAGGAUCUCGCUUCGCCACCUCGUCCAUCUUGCGGGACGUCGGAGGCGCAGACGCUCGCCACGGAUGACUCGCGUGUGGAAGGUGCUGCUGCUUUGCCCGAGCGGUCUCAGCCUUGCGGGCUCCUGACCCGAGACCAGGAUGUGCUCCCUCAUGCCCAAGUCGGCCGCGGCCCCCCAGAUGGAGGCGCCGGGAGUGCCGACCCGCGCGGGGGCCUGCUGGAGCCGUGCGACGUCACUUCCUGGCCCAACUUCCACCAGGAAACGCGACCCCUGCCGGACAUCAGAGAACACGGCUCCCUGCGGCUCGGCGGCGAGAUCUACCGCACGCGGUCCCGCCUGCUGCAGGAGAGCGACGUGUUGGCCUACGAGGGCUCGCAAGAUAACCACUCGGUCAUCAUCAAGGUGGACCGCCGGCCGCUGGCGUGGGAUUUUUACAUGUUCGGCCAUCUGAGCAGAAACGCCGCCGCCGGCGAGCCGCCGCUUGUCCGGUGUCAUCGGUUCCGGGACGGUUGCGUGACGGUCUACGUGGCCCCGCCCUCGCACGUCUUCUCGGAGCUGUCGGAGCGCCUGCCGAGCGAAGAUUCGGCGGCGGCGGCGGCGCGUUCCUUGCUGAACCUGACCUCGGCGGUGCACGCCGGCGGCGUGGCCCACCCGGUGCUGCGGCCGGAAACGCUCAUCUCCUGCCACCCCGCGGCGGCGUCGGCGCGCUUCGAUUGGCUGUUUCCCCUGGACUGGCGCGCGGCGGCGGAAGCGCGGGAGGACGAGGAGCUGGUCCGCGUCGGCCUCCUGGGCGCCGGCGCCCCCCCGCAGUUGGUGGACCUGGUGGGCGUGGCCCAGAUGCUCCACCUCCUGCUGACCAAAAGAAGGAUGGUACCCGUUCGAGACGCCAGAGGCUGGACGGCAGAAGGCUUCCAACAGGCGACGGCCGGGGCUCGGACGGGCAGCUUGUGGUGCGACGCCUUCCGCUCGCUGCUCAACGCCGACGCCGACUCGUGGGCGGCGGUGACGUCGGAGCUCUCGGAGAGGUUGUCCUCCUUCCUCGGAUGACCUUUUCCUUUUCUACUUGGUCCUAUUAAAGGGAUGCUUUGUCCAUUUGA
Messenger RNA from Hippocampus zosterae (dwarf seahorse), 1653 nucleotides. It is a transcript of the gene bub1ba, whose product is annotated as BUB1 mitotic checkpoint serine/threonine kinase Ba. The record is from RefSeq and is a predicted model, not a curated record. NCBI's taxonomy places the organism in Eukaryota, Metazoa, Chordata, Actinopteri, Syngnathiformes, Syngnathidae. Bases 176 to 1603 code for a protein of 475 amino acids. The transcript is spliced from 13 exons.